CCUGGGACAUCAACUCAGAUAUGUUCUCAUUCACUGCUCCAAGUGUUGACAGACCAUUUACGAGGCGAGGACUUCUAUCAACCAUGAAUAGUAUUUUUGAUCCUAUUGGUUUUGCUGCACCUUUCACAAUUAGUGGGAAAAUCUUGCUUCGUGAGGCUUGUUCAGUUGGAAGUGCUUGGGACGACCCUUUGCCAGAAACAUUUCAUAAAGAGUGGGUUCAGUGGAAGAAAAAUCUUGAGAUGCUGAAUGGCUACAAGGUUUCUCGCAUGUAUAUACCAGACUCUCUAAGCUUGGCCAAAGACUAUCAAAUCCACGUCUACUCCGAUGCAUCUGAGAGUGCUAUAGCGGCCGCUGCCUAUGUCGUCGUUGAAUCCAGUGACCAACCACAAGUGGGCUUUAUCAUGGGAAAAGCCAAGCUGGCUCCUAAAACUGGACACACAAUACCUAGACUAGAAUUAUGUGCAGCCGUUUUGGCCACAGAAGUGGCAUCAUUUGUAUCGCAUCAAUUGGACAUUCCAUCAUCAUCAUUUCAGUUCUUCACAGAUAGCAUGGUGGUGUUGGGCUAUAUCGGGAAUAAGACCCGUAGAUUCUAUACAUAUGUGAGCAAUAGGGUUGCACAAAUCCAUGAAUUCUCUGAGCCUGAACAGUGGCAAUACAUUUCUACUGAAUAUAAUCCUGCAGAUUCAGCCACUAGGGCAUCUUCUGAGAAUAUCCAUACAGUGCUAGAGAAAUGGCAUAGUGGGCCGAAUUACCUUAUUGGAGAACAAAAAGAAAGAGAUGUGAAAGAGUUUCCUCUUCAGUGUCCUGAGGAAGAUUCAGAGGUUCGCCCAGAAGUUGUAGUAAAGGCGACAAAUGUAAAGAGUUCCAUGGAUCCAGUUGCUAAAGCCUGUGAGCGCUUCUCAUCUUGGAAGAAAUUGGUGUUAGCGUUUAGCUUGCUCAUUCAUAUUGCCAGGACGUUCUCAAAACGCAAUGACUGUAAGUGUUCUGGAUGGCAUGUGUGUGAGAAGAGAUCCUCUCCUGCUGUUCGAAUAGAUGCAGAGCAAUUUAUACUGUCUGAACUCCAGAAACGGCAUUAUGCUGAAGAAAUUUGUGCAUUGAAGGCCGGCAAGCCCAUUCCCAAGAAAAGCGCAAUAAUUUCCUUAUCCCCUUAUUUAGAUGAAAAUGGGAUACUCAGAGUCGGUGGCCGCCUUCGAAAGCUACGGAAAAGCCAGGGAAUUAAAGUUGUUAACCCUUUGAUCGUCCCAAAAGGUCAUGUAGCAACACUGUUAGUUCGACAUCAUCAUGAAAGGGUCCAACACCAGGGCCGACACCUCACGGAAGGGGCUGUCCGCAAUGCAGGUUUGUGGAUAAUCGGUGGCAAGCGUUUAAUUGGCAGUGUUUUACAUCACUGUGUAACUUGCCGAAAGCUUCGUGGAAAGACCGCUGAACAGAAAAUGGCCGAUUUGCCACAAGAUCGUCUUACUUCCUCACCGCCCUUCACACACGUUGGAGUGGAUGUGUUUGGCCCUUGGACCGUGGUGACAAGACGUACCAGAGGAGGUAGUGCAAAUUCAAAACGCUGGGCUGUGCUUUUCACAUGUUUGUAUAGUAGAGCUGUCCAUAUUGAGCUACUAGAGGAGAUGUCUACGUCCUGUUUCAUAAAUGCAAUGCGCAGAUUUAUUGCAAUUCGCGGAAAAGUGUCAGAAUUUCGGUCGGAUCGUGGCACAAACUUUAUAGGAGCAGCCUCCGAGCUUGGUAUGAAAACGGUCUGUGUAGAAGAUGACCAAUUUCAGACCUACUUACAAGACAAUGAAAUAAUUUGGCGUUUCAAUCCGCCGUAUGCCUCCCAUUUUGGUGGCGUUUGGGAAAGAAUGAUCGGGAUUGCUCGUCACAUUCUAGAUGCAAUGCUACUAGACUUCAAACAAGGAAAACUUACUCAUGAAGUUCUCUCAACCUUAAUGGCAGAGGUUACCGCUAUCAUGAACUCCAGGCCUCUUGUCCCAGUUUCUACAGAUGUUGAAGAACCAUUUGUCCUAUCACCGGGAAUGCUACUUACACAGAAAUCUCCCGAGAUAGUUUGCAGUUUCCGCGACAUAGGUGUGAAAGAUAUGUACCACUCUCAGUGGAAGACAGUGCAGUUUCUGGCAAAUAUUUUCUGGAAACGUUGGAAGGGUGAUUUUCUGUCAUCUCUACAGACGAGGAAGAAGUGGGCGUCGCCUUGUGAAAACAUCAAAGCUGAUGAUGUAGUUCUAUUACGCGAUCGAGAUUGUGCGCGCAAUGAAUGGCCUAUGGGUCUUGUGACAAAGGCAUUUCCUAGUGACGACGGACUUGUUAGAAAGCUGCAAAUCAGGGUUAUCAAGAAUGGAAAGCAAUGCCUUUAUGUGAGACCAAUUAAAGAAGUUGUUUUGCUUGUGUCGUCGUAGAAAGCAGCAACAACAGAAGAAUGUUUCAGAAAUCUUAUUUAACUGAGGCAUAAAGAUUUUGUGUAAAAUAUGUUUUAUUCUUGAAAGUAUUUUGAAGUUGUUCCUUUCAAAGUCAGAACUUAAACAUAAGUUCCCGCUCAGAAGCCUUUAUGCACAAUCAAAUUUAGUUUGCUUUCUGCAUAAAUAUCUUCUUGCGAAAUUAGAAAACAUACCUUACAUGAAUUUUUUUAAUUUUCUGCUAUGUUAAUGAUUUGCUACACUAAAGUCUUUAUGCAACGUUCGCGCAAUAUCAGUGUUAAUAUGUGCAGAAGCCUUCGGGUAAUUCUCUGUGUGCCUAAUGAGUAUCUCCUCAAAGGAAAAUCAUCCAAAACAUUUUGCUCUCCGAACUGGUGUCCAAUCCGGAAAGACCUGCAAUGAGGGCCUUUCUAAUGAGACUUCUGUGAAACGGCAUUAAGAAAGGCAUAUGUUAACACAUGCUCGAGAGAAACUUUCAGCGACUCGAGACAGCAACUAUGCUUGUAUGAACUUUGAGAUAUUAAGUCAGUCUUUUAAUCAUAAAAAUAUUAGUCUUUGAUACAAUGUGUUAAUAUCUCUUCAGAUAUUGCAUUUGACUGUAUUUAUUCUUAAGUAUGCCAUUUUUUAUGUAGUCAUGGUAUAAGUUUGAAUAAUUACAGUAAACCUGUGUAUUCCAAGACUUACUUGGAAAGAUGCUUAAGAAAAUGGUUUAAGUCUUGUGGUUAUAUCCUUUGAUAUAAGACGGGGAGUGUUCUGGACCGAUUUCAGUUUAUCCUUCCUUUCAAUCUGUAAGCAAUUUUAGAAUCUAUAUCGAUUCGAUAGUGGCUUAAGGGAGGCAACUCUUUCAUGCUUAUCUCGAGUUCUUGAGGAAGUUGGAGAGUUGUUGUUCCUUAAUUUUCGGAGACAUUCGGACUUGUACGUCGUUUGUUUGUGUCUCGUUAUUUCCCCUUAGAAUGGAUGCGCUGUGAUUGAGCUCCAACAUUUUGGCAUUUUGUAUGGUCCCGCACACUCUUUUUUCACCGCACGCAACGUUAUACGUCUCAACACAUUGUAACCUAUCGAGAUGAGGAUAAUAAAAUGGUGACACUAGCUGUGGAUUGUUAUGUCAUUGAAAAUCCUAGUGACAGCAUAUCGACCUCGUUUUUCAGUCGCAGUGGUCGAAUUUCACACAUUUCCUAUGCUCUUUAUGUCGAACUGUAGAUCGAGACGUAGUUGAGAAAAUAGUCAUGACGGUUUGCAGCAUGUCGCAAAAUACCGUGCGUGUCAAUAUAACAAACUGUCAUAAUUGGAGGAUACAAAAAUGUAAUUGAUAUCCAUCAUCGUUUCCAGUCAAUGGCCGUAUAUACAAAGCGAAAAUAGAUAAGAAGAAUUUAUAGAAAAUAUAGAAGACAAUAGCCUGCAGAAGUUAAUAAACUGACAAUUUGCGAACCUGUAGUGAACAUUUAGCCCUCCAUGACUUUGUGAACUAGUAAGCUCGACAGAAAGACAUUAAUUAUUGUGAAAAACAAAAGCCAAGGUCAAA
Mya arenaria is the source of this 3939-nucleotide messenger RNA. RefSeq lists its product as uncharacterized. Gene Ontology annotation, biological process: DNA integration. NCBI's taxonomy places the organism in Eukaryota, Metazoa, Mollusca, Bivalvia, Myida, Myidae. The record is from RefSeq and is a predicted model, not a curated record. The coding region runs from base 21 to 2402 and encodes 793 amino acids. Gene Ontology annotation, molecular function: nucleic acid binding. The transcript is spliced from 3 exons.